UGUCAUCCCAUUCACAGGAAACCCUAGAUAAAGACACCCACUUUUAACAGUGACAUUAGUAUUUUUUUCUACAUCCUUUUCUUGAUUCUUGAUACCAUUUUUUCUUCUUCUAAUAAAUAUUAAUUCUGGGUCUAUAAUAUAUGAAUAUAAAUCCAUUCAUAUAUUGUAGGUACUAGAAGAAUCUGAGGACCUCACAUUCAUCUUUAUCUGCUUGAAUCUUUCACCUUUCCAAGUCAAUAAUCCUGCAUUUGGAUUCAAGAUGGAAGUGCACAAUUCUGAACAUGGACAUAUUAUUGAAGUACGAGGAAAUGUUCCAGCUGAAGACAAAAGCUUUCGUGGGAUUAAGGUAUGUGGUGAAGCGCCAUGUGGGUUUGCAGAUGCUAAAACAAGUUCUAAAGAUGCAGAGGAACGAUCAGCCUCAAUGCGGAAACUUUUGACAGCAGUUGUACUCUGUGUCAUUUUCAUGAGUGUAGAAGUUGUUGGAGGUAUUAAAGCCAACAGUCUCGCAAUUUUGACAGAUGCAGCUCACUUAUUGUCAGAUGUUGCAGCAUUUGCAAUUUCUUUGUUCUCAAUAUGGGCAUCAGGGUGGGAGGCAACUCCUCGUCAGUCUUAUGGUUUCUUUAGGAUUGAAAUACUGGGUGCUCUUGUAUCCAUUCAAAUGAUAUGGCUUCUUGCUGGAAUCCUUGUCUAUGAAGCCAUUGCCAGACUUAUCAAUGAAACUGGGGAAGUUAAGGGUUUUCUCAUGUUUGCGGUCUCUGCAUUUGGUUUAGUGGUUAAUAUUGCCAUGGCACUGUUGUUGGGCCACGAUCAUGGCCACAGUCAUGAUCAUGGACAUGGGGGGCAUGAUCAUGGAUAUGGAAAGCAUCACCACAGCCAUGGGGAUCACGGUGACACACAUCAUCACGGGAUCAGUGUGACCAGACAUCAUCAUCAUCACCAUGGGGGUCCGUCACAGCAUGAUCAUGAGCAUGAUGCUCAUGGAGAUGAUAUCAAUGCACCUCUGCUUAAGAAUCACUGUGAAGAUGAAGUUGAAACAGAAAGUGGAGUUAAACAGAAAAAGCAGUGGAAUAUCAACAUACAGGGGGCUUAUCUCCAUGUGCUGGGGGAUUCCAUUCAGAGUGUUGGAGUGAUGAUUGGUGGAGCAAUUAUAUGGUAUAAACCUGAGUGGAAGAUUAUUGAUCUGAUAUGCACACUCAUUUUCUCAGUAGUUGUGCUGGGAACGACUAUCAGGAUGCUGCGGAACAUCUUGGAAGUUCUGAUGGAGAGCACACCUAGAGAGAUUGAUGCCACAAAACUCGAGAAAGGUCUUUGUGAGAUGGAUGAAGUUGUUGCCAUCCAUGAGCUUCACAUUUGGGCUAUUACUGUUGGGAAGGUCUUGCUGGCUUGCCAUGUUAUAGUGAAGCCUGAUGCUGAUGCUGACAUGGUGCUAGAUAAGGUCAUUAACUACAUAAAGAGAGAGUAUAACAUUAGCCAUGUUACAAUUCAAAUAGAGCGCGAGUAGAUCUGGAGGGCUGUAUUUAGGCGAGACAGUCUUUCAAACUUGAUAUUUUUCUAUGUAAUUUGAAAUAUUAUUUUAGCAGGCCUUUUGCUUUAAAUAAUAUUUGUCUCUUAUUUCAUAUAUUCCAAAUAAUUUUGGUAGAAAGUUAUUUUUCAA
This is a messenger RNA of Humulus lupulus (European hop), 1654 nucleotides long. Its product is annotated as metal tolerance protein 1-like. Gene Ontology annotation, biological process: zinc ion transmembrane transport. The record is from RefSeq and is a predicted model, not a curated record. Gene Ontology annotation, molecular function: zinc ion transmembrane transporter activity. The coding region runs from base 260 to 1501 and encodes 413 amino acids. Lineage: Eukaryota; Viridiplantae; Streptophyta; Magnoliopsida; Rosales; Cannabaceae. Gene Ontology annotation, cellular component: vacuole; plasma membrane. The transcript is spliced from 2 exons.